GUGUUCAGUUUUCUUUCAGUUUGUUGUGUCGCGUAGUGUUGUGUAGAGUCGGAAGAUCGCGCGUUUCCGUUUGACAGUUCAGGCUCAUCUGAAUCAUUGAAGGUCAACUACACAGUCGGAAUUAAUAAUUGUAACUGAAAUGGACAACCCGGCGUUCCAGAAUGACAACGGUGUUACAAGACACCCGCACCCGAAGAAACAGCUCACCCGAGCCAACUCCACCCUGACACCCACAACCAAGUCGUGGCACCUCACACAAGCCCCGCGGUCCAAGCUGUGCCGCUACAACUCGGUACUUGACACAAAAACCUGCUGCGAUGACAACAAGAACAACAUAGAUGGACCACAAUCUCUUGAUUAUCCGUUCUUUGCCAAGAAGUCACCAUCGAAGAAUAUUCUCAGUGACCACACGAUGUGGACAUACAACAGGCUGCACGACUCCCCUGUCUUCCAGAAACCCGGAGUGUCUACCAUCUACGACCCUCAGUUCUUGUCGUCCAAGUUUGGCUACAGCGGGACACAUCAUUCCCUAGGGGAGAAAGAGCUGAAGAAGGAAUGGUGGCCAGGAGGGCUGUUUGGUGGCUUUAGAUGGGAGGUUGGAGAACCUGGUGCUAAGAGGAUCAGAACCAGUCAGAAGGUGGCUGCCCUGCUGUGUGCUCUAGUGUUGACAUUGUUGGCUUCUGGCAAUGUUGUGUAUAUACUCAGGACAGUUGAAAGGCCACUAGAAAGUCCAAACAAGAGCAAUUGGGUUGACGUGGUCCUGAUUACUGGAGACUUCAGGAUAACCAAUGAACCGUACAGACAAACCCUGGCCAACCAUUCCUCCGAGGACUUCCAGCAGCUGUCCCACCUCAUUAGUCAACAGUUGGACAGCCUGUUCUCGCUGAGUGUGAUGUCGGAGCCGUACCACUCAGUGGCCGUCACUCAGUUUGCACCAGGGUUGAGUGUCCAGUGUCAGAUCGUGCUACGCGCCGCCACUCACCUCACGGCCAGCAAGGUGGGCUUGGCGUUCAUCGGAGGACUGCGCAACCAGCACGGGCACGUGUGGCUCGGCAACUUCACUGUGGAUAUACAGUCAAUUGGGUUUCAAGCGAGCAACGACGCGGUGUCGUGGACGGGCUGGUCGGAGUGGGGAGAGUGUCAACACACAGUUGAGUUUGGCUACGUAACCCUGCGAUCCCGCAACUGUUCGCUGCGUAGCGGGACGUACCUGUACAGCACUCUACCCUGUCUGUUGGUGCCUCACAGCGACGGCAACCUAGAGACAGCUCCCUGCGCUUCCCCAGAGACUAACCAGCUCUCUCAGUACCUCAACGACUCUACACAAUCACAGAGAAUGUUCCGGAUCACCAAAGCAGACAUGGACAUCCGCAACAGGCCCAAGAAUGAAAGUACAGAACUUAACGUUGCUGUUGCUCCUGAAACGAAUGACAAAAAUGCCAGUGGACCGUGUGCGUGUGGUCCUGGGGAAGUGUGUGUAGCACUACAAGAACAUUCUGUGCCACAGUGUCUGUCUAUACUUGACACUACAGACCCGACGGGCUGUGGAGGACAUUGCAAGAUCAACACCCAGCUCUGCCAGAAGAUGAGAGACAAUGCUUAUAGGUGUGUUGACGACUCCAAGUGUUUGGAAGACGAGUGGCAGUGCGGCAACAAACUGUGCAUCCCACUCAGUAAGCGGUGUGAUGGUCACUUCAACUGCUAUGAUCACACUGAUGAAUUUGACUGUGAUUGCAACUUGACCUCCCACUUUCAGUGUGGCAAGCGCAUGUCGUGCCUGCCGCUCAGUAAGCGUUGCGACGCCAUCGUCGACUGCUGGGACGCAGCUGAUGAGCUCAACUGUACUAUCCACUGUGUGGGCCAGGAACAGUUUACUUGUAAUGACAGCCAGUGUAUACCUAACCACAGGUUCUGUGAUGGUUUCCCUGACUGCAAAGACCACUCGGAUGAGCCCUUUGGUUGUGGGGGGGACUGCAAAACCCACGAGUGGAAAUGCAGCAACAGCCGUUGUAUCCUCCAGACUAAGAGGUGUGAUGGACAAAACGACUGUGGCGACGGCUCGGACGAAGCUGAGUGUGUCAAUGUCACGCCCGAGUAGCACUACACCAAAGACUCACACAAGAUCUCUCCUUACUCUACAUGUUGUUCCUAGUCAUGAUAUUUAAAACAUUUGAAUUUUUAUUUAAAAAUCUAAUUUGACACGUUCUAACGAGUUCAGCAUUAAUUUUAAGUGUAAUUAACUUAUUUUUUCGCUAUAGAGUAUAUUGUGAACAUAUUUGAUAUGUGUUAUUUAUUCAUUGGACCGUCAUAGCAUUACUAUGACAAGUAUUAAAGUAAAGUAUAAGUAAAGUUAAAUAAUUGUUCAUGUCAGUGAUUUUAAAAAUCGGUAUUGGUAAAUUUGGUUACUAUGAUAACGUUGAUUAUACAUAAUCAUAACAAUUGUUUAGUAACUUCCUUAAAGUAUACGGGAAUUUAGGACAUGGUUACCUCCCAGCUAUUGUAUGAAAUAAAUGUUAUGAUCUUCCUUGCAGAUUAUAAAUUUAUUUACUUUUCACUUUUAUGACAAUUUUUGUUUCAUCUGUUACAGAACACUGUCUAUAAUAAUACUUGUGGAGGAGCCUUAGUUUUUUGCCUACCCAAGUUAUUCUGAUCAAACUUUUACCAUAGACCUGGAAAGUCUUAUUUUACCAUGACAUGAUACUGUAUAAAAUUAAAAAUAUGCAACUCUUUUACGUACGUACUUCUAAUAAUACGUACUUCUAAUAAUACGUAAUGAUGUUUGAUGCAGAAGUUUGAACAAAGUGUGUACUUACAGUUCAGUCUAUUAUUCUCAUUGAGAUAUUUAACGUACAACCUUGUAAAGUUUCCUAAUUUUGUUCAACCAUUGUAAUAUGUUACACUUUUUAGAUGAUAGAAGUUAUUUCUUGAUGCAUGUAUGAAACGAGCUAAAAGCAUCUACUUAAGUGAUACUCCUCUUGAAAAUCACAAUAAAAUUUAUUAAUGCUAAACAAUCUUCAUUGCAGAUAAAGUUUAAACUUUUAUAUUUUACUACUACUUGUUAAUCUAUCAAAACUAUAUGUGCCCUAUGAAUGAUGUUGUUAAUGACCUACAUUGAAGUUGUACAUCUAUGGUUGAUAAUAAUUUACAUUAUUUUUGUAGUUACUAUUUUACAUUAUUUAUUUUUAGGAAUAUGUAUACAUUUAUGUGCCCUACUGUCUUAAUUAAUUAUUUACAUGUAACCAACUCUAUUUAAUCAUUGUUUGACUUAAAACGGUUUUAUUUUAAUUUUAUUUCUUGGGGACAGAUACAGAUCAAAUUUUUGAGAGGGCCGUGGGUUUAUAUUUUUGAAGUUUUAUAACGUCUCUAUAUGUAAAAUUCUGUUUCAAAUUAUUCGUAGGACUUAGGUAAAUUUGGUUGUGAAAAUUUAUUAGGAAAGCAGAAUUGAUCCAUGUUCACCUUCUCUUGCGUUUUUAAAGAACGUUUUACGUUUUUGUGAUCCCACAUAGCCUAUCUCUUACUGGAUUAGUCCCUGAGAUUUUAAUAAGAAUGUUUAAUCCAUUGUGUCUUACUUACUCAUAUAUAUCGUGCUAUACUUGUUAUCAUAAUGAAAUUAAACAUAACAAUAUCAAUUCAAACACUUGUCCUAACCCACCUGGAUAGUGAAGUAAACUAGGUAUAAUCCAUAUGUUAGCUAAAAACCAAAGAUUUGUAUACUCUAAAUUAACUAUUUAAUUGUUUGGCAAGCUAUGUUAUCCAGAGUUAGUUCCUUAUCUUAUCUGGCAUCUGAAUACCUACAUCAGUUUUCUAUAGAAAUUUAAUGUUUUUUGUGUUAAUGGCUGCCUCCAAAAUUGAAUCAUUUCUUCUGAUGUGCCAUCAUUGAUAUCCCUGAAAGUGAAACAUAAAAUUUAUUUAUUUUUAUGUAUUUUAGCUUAUUUAUUUAACAUAAAAUUGCUCCAGGGAAGCUAAAAUCACCGUUGCAACAAGCAGUCUACAUUUGAUUUGUUUUCCUGAAAAUUUAUAAAAUCUGACGUUUUUUAGCUAUUUAGCUUUUUCAGCCUUCUGUUGUUAAAAAAAGGUUUAGCAAUAUUGAAUUUGUCUAGUUAAGUUUCAAAUAAUAUUUUAAUGAUAAUUUUGGAGGCCCAGUAAAACACCUACUUAUAGAAACAACUUUUUAUCAAAUAAGAAACAUGAUACUUUUAAAAUAAUGUUUUCAAAUUUUAAAUUUUACUAUGUUGUAACAAAGUGUGGAUUAAGAUAAAGGAGUUACCCGAAUAGACUAAGAAUGAAUAACAUGCUCAUAUACUGUUAAGGUAAUGUAUUUUUAAAACAAUAAA
Messenger RNA from Macrosteles quadrilineatus (aster leafhopper), 4334 nucleotides. RefSeq lists its product as uncharacterized. The transcript is spliced from 14 exons. The coding region runs from base 140 to 2098 and encodes 652 amino acids. The record is from RefSeq and is a predicted model, not a curated record. Gene Ontology annotation, molecular function: protein binding. NCBI's taxonomy places the organism in Eukaryota, Metazoa, Arthropoda, Insecta, Hemiptera, Cicadellidae.